ACAGCCUUUCCCCACCAUCUUCUCAUUAACAACAAGUAGACAAGAUGUAAAAUAACCAGCUAAAUCUUUCACUGUCAUCUAGUCUGUUUAGUAUUUUAUAUCUGAUUCUUUCUUUUUUUUUGUUGUUGCGCGAAGUCAGAGAAAAUCCGUGUGAAUUAGUUUAUAAUUUCAACUGAUUUACAUUCGAUUCUCACCUAUCGUUCGGGAGAGUUAUUUAACCCUGAAUCGGGAUUGUUUUUGACAGACAGCAAAGUAAAAAAGCAGAACGGAACAACACACCGGUUAUUUUGUCUGAUCGGUUUAUCGUUUUUUUAUUUUAUUUUGUAUUUUUUUAAUAUAAACAAGUUAAAAGAGUGUGGAAGACAGGAUGCAGAAGAGAAGAAAGCCUGAACCGAUACAACUCAACCCUAUUCCCGAUGGAAACACUAUCCACGGUACCGGUGUCACGGAGACUAACCUCGAGGCCCUUCAGAAGAAGCUAGAGGAGUUAGAGCUUGAUGAACAGCAGCGUAAACGCCUGGAAGCCUUUCUCACCCAGAAACAGAAAGUUGGAGAGCUGAAAGAUGAUGACAUGGAGAAGAUCUGUGAGCUGGGAGCCGGGAACGGAGGGGUGGUCUUCAAGGUGUCACACAAACCCUCAGGGCUCAUCAUGGCCAGGAAGCUGAUCCACCUGGAGAUCAAGCCGGCCAUAAGGAACCAGAUCAUCAGAGAGCUGCAGGUGCUGCAUGAGUGUAACUCCCCUUACAUCGUGGGCUUCUACGGGGCCUUCUACAGCGAUGGAGAGAUCAGCAUCUGUAUGGAACACAUGGACGGUGGUUCUCUGGAUCAGUCUCUGAAGAAAGCAGGAAAGAUACCAGAACAGAUCCUGGGGAAAGUCAGCAUCGCUGUGAUUAAAGGCCUGUCCUACCUGAGAGAGAAACAUAAGAUCAUGCAUCGAGAUGUGAAGCCAUCUAACAUCCUUGUUAACUCACGUGGUGAGAUCAAGCUGUGUGACUUUGGAGUGAGCGGUCAGCUCAUCGACUCCAUGGCCAAUUCCUUCGUGGGAACUCGCUCCUACAUGUCUCCAGAGCGUCUCCAGGGAACCCACUACUCUGUCCAGUCUGAUAUCUGGAGUAUGGGUCUGUCUCUGGUUGAGAUGGCUGUCGGACGCUUUCCCAUCCCUCCCCCCGACGCCCGCGAACUGGAAGUGAUCUUUGGGUUCCCGGUGGAGGGAGAACCCUGUUCUAGUGACAUCACUUCCCCCAAGCCCAGACCCCCCGGACGGCCAGGCAGCUCCUGUGGGCCAGACAGCAGACCUCCUAUGGCGAUUUUUGAACUGCUGGACUACAUAGUCAAUGAGCCUCCUCCUAAGCUGCCUGGUAUUUUCGGAGCUGAAUUUCAAGACUUUGUGAAUAAAUGUUUGAUCAAGAACCCAGCAGACAGGGCAGACCUGAAGCAGUUGAUGGUUCAUCAAUUCAUCAAGCUGUCAGAGGCAGAGGAGGUGGACUUUGCAGGCUGGCUGUGUAGCACCAUUGGACUCAACCAGCCAGUCACCCCAACACACAGUGUGGGCAUGUGAUGGCCCUUCUAUACACCUUGGUUAUGUCCCAAUUUAGCUCUCCUUCCGCCCAAAGUGUGCACUUGUUCACUUCCCUUCAAUGAUUUGAAAGUGGUGGAAACUCCCCCACUAGCUCAUGCUUCCAUCAAUCCCAUUUUUUUGGGAAGCAGCGAACAAGUGCACACUUAAGGAUAUAUUGGGACACACACCUGCUUAGCCAAACACUCAUAGCCUGUAUUCAAACAGAAUUGCUUUGUUUCAUCGGGGUGGUAUUCACAAUGAAGGGACCUACCUUCCAGAAAGGUCUGCCACUUUAACCACUGCCUCCAAAUAGGGUUCUCCUCUAUGACUAGGUAGGUCUGCUGCUUUAAGGACAAUAUGUAGGUCUGCUGCUUUAAGGACAAUAUGUAGGUCUGCUGCUUUAAGGACAAUAUGUAGGUCUGCUGCUUUAAGGACAAUAUGUAGAGCUGAUGCUUUAAGGACAAUAUGAAGGUCUGCUGCUUUAAGGACAAUAUGUAGGUCUGCUGCUUUAAGGACAAUAUGUAGGUCUGCUGUUUUAAUAAAGACAAUAUGUAGAUCUGCUGCUUUAAGGACAAUAUGUAGAUCUGCUGCUUUAAGGACAAUAUGUAGAUCUGCUGCUUUAAGGACAAUAUGUAGGUCUGCUGUUUUAAUAAAGACAAUAUGUA
Messenger RNA from Salmo salar (Atlantic salmon), 2223 nucleotides. The record is from RefSeq and is a predicted model, not a curated record. Lineage: Eukaryota; Metazoa; Chordata; Actinopteri; Salmoniformes; Salmonidae.